AUGCAGGCUCAUGAGACUACAGCUUUAACAACUGCAGAUCACGCUCAAGGAGUUUGUAAAAGAUUUGUGCAUAAUGUCUUUUUAGUAAUAAAAAGAGCACAUCUAGACGCAUUUCAUGGACAUAUCAAUAAUUUGUACCUGAAAAUUCAAUUUACAAUUGAACAUGAGAAGAACGUAUUAGUAUACUGCAAACCAACUUAUACUGAUCAAUAUCUCAACGACACAUCUAAUCACCAAAUGUCAUGCAAAGAAAGUGUAGUGUCCUCAUUACUGGACAGAGCAGUCAAUGUAGUCAGUGGAAACAACACCUUACUUGCAAAUGGGUACUUAAGACAGACCAUUAAAAAGGUUGAGAGGAAAAUCAGGAACAGGACUGAUAAGAGCAGUAACGGGGAAGAUGCCAAAAAUUAA
Messenger RNA from Hydractinia symbiolongicarpus, 411 nucleotides. RefSeq lists its product as uncharacterized. The coding region runs from base 1 to 411 and encodes 136 amino acids. NCBI's taxonomy places the organism in Eukaryota, Metazoa, Cnidaria, Hydrozoa, Anthoathecata, Hydractiniidae. The record is from RefSeq and is a predicted model, not a curated record. The transcript is spliced from 2 exons.